CUAGCGUCCUUUUCGGACCAGUGCAACCACAAAGCGAAACGUCAACAGAGAACGGUCUGAAAGAAUUUGGCUCCUGCUCUUACUGUUAACUAUAUAUUCACCCCUUUUCAUGUCAUCGUUUUCAUGGAAGAAUUACUUUUAUCAUGGUCUACCAGCGCAUAGUGAUGUAACGUUAACCUUUGCGAGCUAGCUAUACUCAUUGUUCUGGCCAUCCCUGACACUGACAUCUAUUUUAACAUGGACGAAGACUUUAUGGUUGCUCUGCAGCUGCAGGAACAGUUCGACAACGAAUAUGAAUCCUCCUUAUUAUCACCAACGAACUUUGAAGAGAAUAGCGUUGAGCAAAGUAGUAAAAAAAGAAAAAUAGAAUCGGGGGGUAAUGGUAUUCCCUGGACAAACCGAGUGGAAAGGCCGAUGUCCAUCGUGGAUGAGUCCUGGGAGAUCUUGGACCCCAGCCCUGAUGUUCGAGCUAUGUUUUUGGAGUUCAAUGCCAUGUUCUUCGAGGGCAAACUCAGUGGAGUCGAGGUCAAAUGGAGCCCAAGAAUGACACUUUGUGCAGGUGUGUGUUCUUACGAGGGCCGCGGUGGACUGUGUUCAAUUAGACUCAGUGAGCCGCUAUUGAAGCUCAGACCCAGGCGGGACCUGGUGCAGACUCUCCUCCAUGAGAUGAUCCAUGCGCUGCUGUUUGUGACCCAGAACAACAGAGACAGAGAUGGACAUGGGCCUGAGUUCUGCAAGCACAUGGAAAGGAUCAACACAGCCACUGGGACCAAAAUAACUGUCUACCACAGCUUCACCGACGAGGUCGACCUGUAUCGGCAACACUGGUGGAAAUGCGAUGGCCCCUGCCAGCAUCGAAAGCCUUACUUUGGAUUCGUGAAGAGGGCCAUGAACCGGGCCCCGUCUGCCAAUGACCCCUGGUGGGGAGAUCACCAGAGGACCUGUGGUGGGACUUACAACAAGGUGAAGGAGCCCGAAGGCUACGGGAAGAAGAAAGGCAAGGCAGAGUCUGGAAAGGCACAGUCUGGCAAGGAUAAGAUGGCAGAGGGGAAAAAGCCAGUGGGGAACGCAAAACGAUCUAGCACAACCACAGCCAGUUCCGGGUCGCAGGACAUCAGAGACAUGAUCCCAUUUAGUGGGAAGGGCGUGCUUCUCGGGGGGUCACAGCCCUCCUCUUCUCCAAAAUCACCAGAGCCUGUUUGGAAAAGACCUUUCCCUAGCCCUGUUUCCUCUCCCAAACGACCCCCAUUCUCACCUCCACCCCGAAACAAACUUGGCUCUCCCACGGAUGCCUUUCUGGAUUCUCUGGGCAAGAACAGUUCUGGCACCUUGCCCCUAAAUAAGCCGCCCACAAAGCGCUCUGUGGGCAACACCAAGUACUUUGUCAGCAUCAAUGGCUCGCCGGUUAGAGUACCCAAACCUAACCGUGGCAACGUUGGACCAGGGUCCGCCAAGCAACACACCCCCGGGGGACACAUUCUAAAUGCCAAGCAGAAGUCUGUGAAAGAGCUUUUUGAUAGUUUCAGCAUAACUGAGAGCACGAAGCCCUUAACAGACAGCAAUGGAAAAACUCCCUCAUCAACCAGACAACAGGUCAAUCCUCCAUCUACCCUCUCAAAGUAUCCAUCCGGUGCUCCCACAAUGUCAAAACCGAGCCCUACCAAACCGAGCCAGUCCAAGUAUUUUGGCAGUCAGGGUGCGGCUGGAGCUGCCUCCGUUUCUGCAGUCCCCUCCAGGAAGAGGUCGUGGGACGAGCGCGGUGGCACUCCUAAUCUCUUAGACUUCUUCAGCAAAAAGGCUGGAGGCUCGGGGUUACCCCAAGGCCAGGAGAGGGUAACGGGAAGCGGGGCCUCCGCUGUGUCCGGUUCCUCUGGAGAGCACCAAAAAACUGCCACUGCCACAGUAACCAGCAGCACCGCCCCCAAUUCCUCGUCACACUUCCCGUCGUCUUCUGCUGCGUCGUCCUCGUCCACUGCACUGCCUAACACCAGCUGUUCCUCCUCUGUCCCUCUACCGCUGAUGGUCAGCUGCCCUGUGUGCCAAGUAAAGGUACAGGAGUCCAAGAUCAAUGAGCAUCUCGACUCCUGUCUUUGUUAAGGAGGGCGGUGAAUGUGGACAGAUUCGACGCUUGCAGAUUCUUUGUUCUUGACCAGAACAAAGAAGUUUGCAGAUUCUUUGUUCUUGACCAACUGUUUCAUUCAGGGAGUUGCCGUAGAACCAUUUUGGUUCUACUGCAGGUAAGCUCUUAAUGAAGUAGAGAGGUACUUCAUAAGAGUGCUAGUAAUAAUAAGGCGAAGGCACACCAUUUUUGCGUUUGGGAUUGUUUUAGUUAAUUUUAUUAAAAUGGAGAGAUUGCCUAUGUUAACUACAACUUGAGUGCUGUUCUGGAAGACUGUGUCUUUAGCCUUACAACCAAAUAAUCUUCAGUUCAUUGAUGCCUCCUAUAAUAAUAUUAUGGCAAAGAGAUAGCACCAGAUUAAAAAUCAAUGUCUUCCAAAGUUCAUGCCUCGAUUGGAACUAAAUAACGGAAAAUAUAUUAUAUAUAAUUCAGCCUCUGCUGUAGCGCAAACUAUAUCUACCUCUCUUAACGGUUAAAAGGAGUGUUGGGACUGCCAUUCUCAUAGUUUGCUGAUCUGUAAAAGGCAAAGGGGAUGUUUCAUUGCUCAUUUUGGUGCUAUCACAUUGCAACCGGGCCAGCUAUGGUAUCCGCUUCCUUUGCCCAUAAGAAUUCCCAGUGCAUUCUGCUUUGGCAAGCAUUCGCAAGGGCGUGUGCAUCUGACCUCGAUGGGCAAUGAAUGAGGAUGUGCCAGUUGAAUUUAAUCAUUCCCAUUUAAAGUAUUUAAAAUGUUACUAUGUGGUUAAAAGGUUUUAUAGUGGAAAUUCUCCUCACUCUUUUUUGUGGAGGGCAAAUUAUUGCAUUGCUACAGAGGAUUUGAAUGCUACUUAUUAUGUUGUUUUGUAAUACAUAUUUUUAGAUGUAUUGAAUUCCUAAGCAAAUAAAAGUUUGUUUUAAACUUUU
This is a messenger RNA of Gadus morhua (Atlantic cod), 3019 nucleotides long. RefSeq names its product SprT-like N-terminal domain (gene sprtn). The coding region runs from base 238 to 2097 and encodes 619 amino acids. The record is from RefSeq and is a predicted model, not a curated record. Gene Ontology annotation, cellular component: nucleus. Gene Ontology annotation, biological process: DNA repair. NCBI's taxonomy places the organism in Eukaryota, Metazoa, Chordata, Actinopteri, Gadiformes, Gadidae. The transcript is spliced from 5 exons. Gene Ontology annotation, molecular function: single-stranded DNA binding; metalloendopeptidase activity; polyubiquitin modification-dependent protein binding.